Cydia fagiglandana is the source of this 384-nucleotide messenger RNA. RefSeq names its product cysteine-rich venom protein 6-like. The record is from RefSeq and is a predicted model, not a curated record. The coding region runs from base 16 to 351 and encodes 111 amino acids. NCBI's taxonomy places the organism in Eukaryota, Metazoa, Arthropoda, Insecta, Lepidoptera, Tortricidae. The transcript is spliced from 2 exons.
GGUCUAGCCUGCAGUAUGGGGUGCUUCUGCAAGUCGGGAUACGUCAGGGAUCAGAAGACGAACAAAUGUGUCACGUUGGACAAAUGUCCAGUUUCCCCUGUUGAACCAUGUCUUAACCAGAACGAGGUCUACGACCUAUGCCUAGCCGGCUGCGAGCCCUCCUGCGACAACCCUACCCCAAUCUGUAGUAAGAAGUGCACCGGGGGCUGCGUCUGCGCACCCGGUCUGCUCCGCGACGGGUUUGGGGACUGCGUCAGUGUGGACAAGUGUGGAAAUGGCACAAGCCCUGAUGGCGCGCUCAAGCAGUACAUGGACAUUAUUAGUAAAAUUAUGACUUUGUCCAAACCGUAGAUAAGUUUCUUUAAGAAUUUCAUAUAAUUAUAG